Pochonia chlamydosporia 170 is the source of this 996-nucleotide messenger RNA. RefSeq lists its product as hypothetical. The record is from RefSeq and is a predicted model, not a curated record. Lineage: Eukaryota; Fungi; Ascomycota; Sordariomycetes; Hypocreales; Clavicipitaceae. Bases 1 to 996 code for a protein of 331 amino acids. The transcript is spliced from 3 exons.
AUGGCAUACUACGAAGAAGAGAUGAAUCAGAGCUAUCAAGACGACCUAUCCGUCAUCGAUCAAGGUCAACGUUACUAUCACUUCACACCGCAACACGACCUUCAACCCGACUUUUCUAUCGUUCCUCUCUUCCCUUCCCUUCCAUCUGAUACCCCGUCUUACGACACGGCAAUACUUUACGCCGAAGAGGCAUUCGCCGGUUUGGACGUGGACUAUUUUGCAAACGACGCGGCCGCCACAAUGAAUUCGUCGACACCGUUUUCCGCAACGGGACAAGGUGGUGCCAGCGCGCAGGUAGAUCCCUGGUUUUACUUUCCUACGCCACCAGGCUCUGAUUUCCUAGGAAGUGAGAGUAUUCCUAGCGAGACUUAUUUGUUCAUUCCCGGUCAGAACUUGCUUCCCGAGUUUACCAACCUGGAAAUUUCUCACCCUGAUAGCCCUGACCCCUGGUCAACCUCGUGCUCCCCAGUUUCCAGCACAACAACCAGCUGCACUACUCGUCAGACAUCACCAGUCGUCAAAUCAAAAGCAUCCAAGGCCUCUCUCAAGAAACGUAAGAGAGGUGCCAACACCAGUGCCCGACAGACCAAGGCUAAAGCUACCACGGCGCAGCCCCAGACUCAAUGUCGUGGGAGUGAUACCCCCAGUCCCCAACGAGCACUUCAAGACCAAAUCCUGCUUGACGGCAAGAAAAAGGGUUACAGCUACAAACAAAUCUUGAAAACCCACGAAUUUGGCAUCGCGGAGUCAACACUCCGAGGCAGAUACCGCCACUUGACCCAGGAUGCUGUGCAGAGAGUCAGAAACCCACAGUGGCUCGAGUCAGAUGUAACUCUUCUUUUGCAGGCUGUCCCGCUAUUUCGUCGACUCAACGGAAAGCCCAAGGUGUUCUGGGAGUCUGUGGGCAAGUAUAUACUUGACCAUGGCGGUUCGCGCAAGUUUUCUGGCAAGACUUGCCAUGCCAAGUAUACGGAACAGACUGGGAAGCAUUGGUGA